ACAAUCGAAUUUUUUAUUGGCAUGUACAUUUUGUGAUUUCACUUCGGAGCUUCCUUGACUUGAUUGUGGCGAACAACGCUAUGUUUCUGUGUAAAUUGUAAUACGCCAUCAAGGUCCAAAUGGCAGACGUAGAUAGAGUUCGAAUACUGGUAGUCGGAGAUUCUGGUGUUGGAAAAUCAUCUCUAGUGCACUUGAUUUGCCACGACGAACCUCUCCUGAAGAGCUCAUGGACAGUAGGCUGCUCAGUCGACGUGAAGCUCUAUGAGACCUCCGUGGCACAGGGCACUACCAGUAAGACGUUCUGCAUUGAACUCUGGGAAAUUGGCGGCUUUUCUGGGCACAAGGGCAGCCGUUCCAUUUUCUAUCAGCCCUGCCAUGGUCUUAUCCUGGUCCACGACCUGACGAAUUGGAAGUCUCACGCAAACUUGAGCAAGUGGCUGACUGAAGUCACCCAAGCAGAUCAAAGUGGUACCGAUGGAGGAUUGGAGGCCAUAAGCACUGACUCUGAGCAUUUCGGUGCCGACCUCUUCCCGGUGCUCAUCAUUGGUACGAAACUGGAUCAGGUCGGUGGUGUUGGCUCCUUGCCACGACGCAAUGCCCUCACGGAGAGGACCGGCGCGGAUUCACUGUGUGUGGAUUGUCUUAACGAGCGGCAGUUCUCCCCAGGAUCAGCUCAUCGCCCUCAACUUCAUAACUUCUUCAACAAGGUGAUCGAGUCUCGCUUUUCUCAGCGCAAUGCAUCCAGCGUAGACCGGCGACGGACAAGUGGGCUAACAAGGUAGUCGGAAAAGACAGCUGAAGUUCAAGCACUCCGUCCACUGGCAUCCACUGCCAUGCAGAGUACGCGGCUUCAGAGCUAAGCUGAGUGGUGUUUUUUGCCGACUUUAUUGGCGGCUAUGUUGUACUGGAUCCUGGAGCUCUUACAUUAUUGGAUAGCUCUUGUUGACAAACUCCAAGCAUGGCUACUGAACCAAGCACGCCUGUGUUCCCUACACAGUUCACUGCUACACGUACACGUAUGGGUCCUCCCAGAGUUGUCACACCUACUUGAAGUAGAUAUCUACAGCCUCUUGAUCAGCACUGGUGACAUGGGUCUGUGUGUGUCUGAUGCCUGCUACUCGAAUCCUGCGAGCUUCACGCUUGUGUUCGAGAAAGGGAGCUGUCCGUCCUUCGCGUGAUGGUGGCUGUGUGGCAUGUGGUUGUCUGUGGCAUUCACGGGCCCGGGUUGCAUGUGAUAUACCUGGCUCUUAUGGAAAUUAUAGCACAGUUGUGUGUAGUGAGAGGACAGGUCUCGUUACAUCUUGUUUCAGGAAUGGAACGCAUUAUUGAUGAAAGAAAAGGCGCUCUUCUGAUCUGAGCCAAAUAGCCUGAUGCUGGCUCUCUGCCUCUGCUUUCAUGUUCAUAUAAUGUAGUUUUUUUUUAAAUCACGCUCUCACAGUACAAUGUACUUAGAUUUUGCUACAUUUUACUGUGCUUUUUUAACGUACCGAUAAUAUCAUAAUCGAUUUUCUUUUUACUGUGCUGAUUACUGCGAUGAGCAUGUAUUUCAACGCCCACUGUGUUGCAUGUUGCUGAAGGUUCUUACCUGUAUAUCUCUGUAGAAGUGCAACCAUUCUGCAUUGAACCUUCUUUUAUUAUUAUUAAAGUUAUUACUAUUAGAAGAGUAGAACCAUUGAGACAGUCGCCGGUCAGUAUUGCCGCGUUUGCUGCCUAUUUUUCACUUAGAUUUCUUAUCAAUUAACAUCUCGUAUAUUCACUUCGAAGUUGCGACUUCGGCGGUGUUAGUGAUGAAGUUGGGUGUUCCAACGAGGAACACACGCUUCCUGCCAUACUCGA
Molecule: messenger RNA, 1836 nt
Organism: Sycon ciliatum
Lineage: Eukaryota; Metazoa; Porifera; Calcarea; Leucosolenida; Sycettidae
Product: rab-like protein 3
Exons: 10
Coding region: 120-782 (220 amino acids)
Biological process (GO): intracellular protein transport
Cellular component (GO): endomembrane system
Molecular function (GO): GTPase activity
Source: RefSeq, a predicted model, not a curated record